This is a messenger RNA of Naegleria fowleri, 1281 nucleotides long. RefSeq lists its product as uncharacterized. The transcript has a single exon. The coding region runs from base 1 to 1281 and encodes 426 amino acids. NCBI's taxonomy places the organism in Eukaryota, Heterolobosea, Eutetramitea, Acrasida, Naegleriidae. Gene Ontology annotation, molecular function: protein binding. The record is from RefSeq and is a predicted model, not a curated record.
AUGAUGAUUUCCGUCACUCCUCAUUCGUCAUUAUGUGAAAACAAAGAGGUUCAGAAGGAGAUUUCAUUCAACAACAACAGGCAACAUUCUUCCGAAGAGGAUUCUCUUGCUCGAUGGUUUCAAAUGUUGUCUCAAAGUCGAACGGAGUCGUUGAAUCAUGUCAGUGAGGUCGUGACAGAUGUUUUGACUUUUGACAAUUCUUCCACAACCUAUUCUACAAGAGAAAUCACAACCAAUUAUCCAUUAUUGAAUUUUAGUGAAUACAUUGGUUUACUUGUUUCUCAACAGGAACAAAUCCACCUUGACGAAUUACAAAUUCAUCAAAAAAUUCUUUCACAUCGUUCGGAAUUUGUGAACAAUUACAAAAAUGUGGAAAAGACAGUGAUUCAAGAAAUAUCCAAGUUUUAUGGUAUUCAUGUUCAACAAGAUGAAUUAUUUACAACUUAUAGGUUUUUGGAUGAUGAAGAAAUAGGACGAGUUCAGUGUUUCAAUUUACAAGAAAUGAGAGAUUUGACAAGUGACAAGCGAGGUCCCACCCUGCUACAUCGGGCGUGUCAAUACAAUUAUCCCAACUUGGUUGCAUUUUUAAUUCGAUAUGGAGUAGGAGAAGGAGGAUCCAGUGCGUUUUCAGUAUUGGAUCAUAACAUGUCCACUCCUUUACAUUACGCUUGCAUGUCAGGAGCUUUGGAAGCCGUGACAGUUUUAUUAAGCUUACAUCGAAAAUGCGUAUUUGAUGAAAUUGACAUCAUUUCCAUGAAGGAUAGGUUUGGAAAUACUCCUUUACAUUUAGCCAUGCAAAAUUCGCAUUUUGAAAUUUUACAAACUCUCAUCAAUGAUCAACCUCAAUUUAUUAAUUUGAAAAAAACUGGAAAUUCACAAUCGCUUCUUCACAUUUCAGUUGAGAAUUUCAAUGUAAAAGGAUUGAAAUUUAUUUUGGAACAAAAUUCACAUCGAAAUCCAAUUUUUCACACAUUGGAUCAAUUUAAAUGUUCUCCAACGCUUUAUGCCAUCAAAUGUUAUUCGAAAGAUGAAAAAGAAGAACAAGUUGCACAAUGGACACGAGCAUCGUCGUCUCAUACAGUUCAAUUUUCACCCGUUUCGACUUUGAAUCGAUGGAUUCCUUCCGGAACAAGUUCAUUACAAGAAAACUCUCCAAAUUUGGAAAAUGAGAAUUCUGAAAAUUUGUUGAUGAACUCAUUGAUAGAUUACCAAGACAACCCCAAACGUUGGAAUCGAUUGUAUUUUCUCUCCUAUUUAAUAUCCAAAGAAAUUGAAUGGUGA